GAAAAGGGUUUCGCAUCCCUCUCAAACAAACAGGUGUGAUCUUCUAUUUACAUGCCAUUCUCCUUCGGAGUCACAAGCGCAGGGAAAUGGGGGAUCUGUAUGCCCUGGAUUUCGACGGGGUUCUUUGUGAUAGUUGCGGAGAAAGCUCCCAAUCUGCUCUUAAGGCGGCCAAAGUGAGAUGGCCCAGUCUAUUCGAGACUGUAGAUUCUUCGUUGGAAGGAUGGAUUGUUGAUCAGAUGCACAUUGUUAGGCCUGUUGUUGAAACUGGCUAUGAAAAUGUAUUGCUAGUGAGGCUGCUGUUGGAAAUUAGAGUUCCUUCCGUUCGCAAGUCAUCGGUUGCAGAGGGGCUUACAGUGGAUGAUAUACUUGAAAAUUGGAGGACGAUAAAGCCUGUAGUAAUCGAAGAAUGGAACGAAAACAGAGAUGACCUAAUUGAUCUUUUUGGUAAGGUUAGGGAUGAGUGGAUGGACAAUGAUAUGUGUACUUGGAUUGGAUCAAACAGGUUUUAUCCUGGAGUACCAGAUGCUUUGAAGUUUGCAAGCUCAAAGGUCUACAUUGUGACCACAAAACAGAGCCGCUUUGCAGAUGCACUACUUCGUGAGCUUGCUGGUGUAACUAUUUCCCCUGAUAGAAUUUACGGUCUAGGGACAGGGCCGAAAGUACAAGUGUUGAAACAGCUUCAAGAAAUGCCAGAAAACAAGGGCCUAACCCUACACUUUGUCGAAGAUCGACUUGCAACCUUGAAGAACGUGAUUGAAGAGCCUGAGUUAGAUGGAUGGAAUUUGUAUCUAGUGCGUUGGGGUUACAACACUCCGAAAGAGAGGGAAGAAGCUGCGACAAUUGCUAGAAUUCGCCUUCUCGAGCUCUCUGAUUUUAGCAACAAGUUGAAAUGACAAUCACAAUAUCACUGUGCUAUUAUUUCAAGUUGUAUAUUUUUGCCCAUGCCAAUGCUGGUACUUUAUUGUGCUUUCCUCCGGUGUAUAUUUAUUGAACAUAAUGCAAAUACAUAUGACUAUAAAUCGUUGAAAGAAAUUAGCAUGUGGCUU
Messenger RNA from Cuscuta campestris, 1046 nucleotides. The record is from the annotation of a GenBank genome assembly. Lineage: Eukaryota; Viridiplantae; Streptophyta; Magnoliopsida; Solanales; Convolvulaceae.